Oppia nitens is the source of this 2251-nucleotide messenger RNA. RefSeq names its product GTPase-activating protein skywalker-like (gene sky). NCBI's taxonomy places the organism in Eukaryota, Metazoa, Arthropoda, Arachnida, Sarcoptiformes, Oppiidae. The record is from RefSeq and is a predicted model, not a curated record. The transcript is spliced from 4 exons. The coding region runs from base 63 to 1592 and encodes 509 amino acids.
AAAUAGUUUUUAUUUUUUUGUAAAUAAAGUCGUGUUUUGUGGAGUGAGUGGGCGUUCCCGCGAUGAGACUUCACGCGCUGACCGACGCCUCCCUCGCCUCCAUCGGCCCCUCCACGGCGUCGUCGUCCUUGUCUUUGGCGAUCAUUCGUUCGUCUUCUUUAAGACAAUUGAAACAAACGAUCCGUUCGUUGAAUAUAUCGAUAAACGACUCGAUUAGAGACGAUUUGUGGCGCGAAUUAGUGGCCAAACAUUCCUCCGAAGAUCCGUCAGAAGAGGAUCUGUUGGCGGACAUAGAAGUGUCCAACAAAUUGCCGCAAUUCGUUGAUCCGCGUGUUUCGCGGUUUUUCGGUCUCAAAGCCGACAAUUAUUCAGACGUUUCGCGUAUUCUUUGGAGUCUUUCUCAAAACUGUCCUCACGUGACUUACGCGCCUCUGCUCUUCCCUUUGGCCGCCAUUUGUCUUCACUUUUAUGACUCGACAACUGUUUAUCGACUUCUCUAUCGACUUCUUCAGUCACGUGAUCCGCACUUUUGCAGUACUUCCCGUUCGGACGCGACUCGAGACGCCGUUGUUCUCAUAAAACUCACGAAACGAUUGUCUUUUUUCGGCGGAUCAGCUGUUGGUCGAGAAGCACGAAGAAAACUCAGAAAUUCGGUUUUGGAUUCCGUUUUUGCGAAUUAUCUCGAAUGGAUCUUCGCGCUUCCCUUCGAACACGUGGUCCGAGUGGUGGACUGUUUCCUCUGUGAAGGCCAUAAAUUUCUUUUUCGGAUAUCUCUUUCGCUUUCCAUUCUUUGUCAUCAAAACAGUUGUCAUUCUCUCCAAGAAGUCCUUAAUCUCUGUUCUAAUCCUCCGAUUUCUCCGCAAAAACUCAUUCAAAACGCCAUUUCUUUGUCCCGUUUGUCCCGAAAAAACAUUUCCCGCUUUUCCUUAAUCUCUAAACUCAUUCAAAACGAACAAACAAUUCAACCCAAUCUCAAACCCCUCCUCCCCGACCAACUCAACCCCGCCGAUUGGAUCAUCGGCGCCCGACUCGCCCCGCGCUCUUUCCGCAGUUCGGUUCUGCGGGAGUGGGCGUUGGCGGACGCGUUGUGGGCGUGGCUUCCGGAAAGAGUUGUCGUCAGAGAACCGGAAGUCGUGUUUUGUUCGGAAGAAAACGGAAAUUCUUUGCAGACUUUCUUCACUCUUUGCGGAGAUUUGGAACCGACUGUUCUGUUGGUGCGAACUCUUCGGGACGACGUCUUCGGUGCGUUUUGUUCGACGGCUUGGAACCGUCGUUUGGAUUUAAGCGGAACCAAAUCUGGUCAAUACUUCGGAACGGGAGAAACCUUUCUCUUUGUUUUGAAACCGCGUCUAAACAAAUGGGAAUGGAUUGGACGCAACCAACAGAUCCAAUCACAUUCUCAACAGCUCUUCAUGUCCGCAACUCAAACCAGUCUUUGCGUGGGUUCGGGAGGCGGACGCUUCGGACUCUUCAUCGACGGGUCUCUGACUCGCGGACAAAGCGAUUGUUGCGAUACUUUUGCCAAUCAAUCGCUUUCUUCGGAUUCAAAGGAUUUCGAUAUUUCUGUCGUUGAAGUCAUUGCUUUCACUUGACUUCAGAUCAGAAUUCAGACCAAAAAUCACUUCAAAGACACCAAAGAUUCGGAUCCAAAGACUUUUUCGGACAACUGUUUGCGGAAUUAUUUGAAUUUUUUGACAUUUAGAUCACGAAAUAGACUGCCUUUCCCUCAAAAAUGGAUUAAAUUAUUGAUUAAAAUAUUAUUUAUUGAUUUCUUUUGUUUUUAAUGACAAAAACGGCGUAAAUCGCGAUCAGAAAGACAAUUACAAGACUCAGAGCUCCCGAAACAAAGGGUUGAGUGACCAGACUAUAGACAGACACUAAACUCGCGAAAAACAAAUAAAAACAUAUAAUUAAUUGGUUUUCGCGAAGAAUUCCCAUCAAAACCACGAUUUCAAAGACCAAUAACAGGACGACCGCUGAGGCGGCCGUUAAUCCCGAAAAACCCGCGAAAUGCUUAUCCGUGUUGUCGUUCUGUUCUUCGGUUAACAAAAGAGUUGUCAAAAACAUUACUGACAGAAGAAUAACGACAACUAAUAGUAGAGAAUGAAUCACAAGAAGAGAUAUUUUGAUGCAUUCGAAGCAAUUCACCGACGGAUCAGAUGAACACUCGGAUCGCGUUUUCGGCAUUUUUUAAGCAAUUUCUGUCCACUUCUGCGCCAAAAUCAACACAUUUUCACUCAGUUUUCGCGCG